AUGCUGGGAAAGGUGGCGCUAGAGGAGGCAUUUGCCCUGCCUCGCUUGCAGGAGAAGACCAAAUGGUGGGCGUCCAUGUUUGCAGUACACGCCGAAAAACACGCCGCCGAGAUGACCGAUGUAACCAAGACUCGAAUAGAGUACAUGGACAAACAUGGUGUAGGAUACACCAUCCUGUCGUAUACGGCGCCUGGAGUGCAAGACAUUUGGGACCCAAAAGAAGCUCAUCAGUUGGCCGUGGAGAUAAAUGACUACAUUGCCGAUGCCAUCAAGGACCAACCUGACCGAUUGGGAGCCUUCGCAACUUUGUCAAUGCAUGACCCUAGCGAGGCAGCGGCGGAAUUGAAACGAUGCGUCACUCAACUUGGAUUCAAAGGCGCCCUCGUCAACGACACUCAGCGAAGCGGCCCAGACGGUGACGAUAUGAUGUUUUACGAUGGCGAUGAAUGGGACAUUUUCUGGUCCACUGUUACGGAUCUCAGCGUCCCCUUCUAUCUACAUCCCAGGAAUCCUACAGGUUCGAUUCAUGAGAAAUUGUGGGCAAAGCGUAAGUGGCUUAUCGGGCCGCCCUUGAGCUUUGCACAAGGUGUCAGCCUCCACCUAUUGGGCAUGGUCACAAAUGGCGUCUUCGAUCGCCACCCUUCGCUGCAGGUGAUAAUAGGCCAUUUGGGAGAACUGAUUCCCUUUGAUCUGUGGAGGAUCAAUCAUUGGUUCGAGGACGUUAAGAAGCCGCUCGGGCUCUCAUGCCAAAAGACCAUUCGAGAAUACUUUGCUCGGAACAUUUGGAUUACAACAAGCGGGCACUUCUCAACCCCAACUCUAGAGUACUGCAUCACAGAACUUGGAUCAGACCGCAUUCUCUUUUCCAUAGACUAUCCGUUUGAGUCGUUUGGGGAUGCAUGUAACUGGUACGAUGGUGUGCGCCUGAAGAAUGAGGGUGAUGUGAAGAAAAUCGGCAAGGAGAACGCAAAGAAACUGUUCAAGCUUGGGGCCUUCAAGGAUUCGGAGUAACUUCUUCUAUCAGCUGAAUGUCUAUGG
Molecule: messenger RNA, 1038 nt
Organism: Cucurbitaria berberidis CBS 394.84
Lineage: Eukaryota; Fungi; Ascomycota; Dothideomycetes; Pleosporales; Cucurbitariaceae
Product: amidohydrolase 2
Exons: 2
Coding region: 1-1011 (336 amino acids)
Biological process (GO): secondary metabolic process
Cellular component (GO): cytosol; cytoplasm
Molecular function (GO): carboxy-lyase activity; hydrolase activity
Source: RefSeq, a predicted model, not a curated record